CGCAUUAGAGGUGUGCAAGAGCUGUGCCUGUGCCUUUGUCGCGUGCGUGCGUCCGCGUUCACCGUUCAGUUCUCUCCGUGUAGUUGGAGUUGCGGUGUAACCGAGAGAACGUGUACCCCUGGUGUAUUGUCGGCUUUGCCUAUAUACACACAUACUCGAUCUCUUUCUCUUUCUAUCCUCUCUAGCAAACACGACGUUUUUUUUGUUUUUUCUUUUCUUAAAAAUUUUCACUCAGUUGCGUGUGUUUGUUUGUGUGUGUGCGUGUGUGCCAAAGUAUUCGCGGUUAGGUACACUUAUCUCUAUCGAAUGGAUAUUUUUCUCUAUAAUUCUCUCCAUUAGUAUAUAGUACAUAUUAUUAGACGACGUAUUUUGGUUUGUGCUUGACCGUUGUGUUGUGCUGCGACUGUGUGGUCUGUGACUGUGCUUACUCUACAUAACGUGUAUACCUACUACCUAGUAUUAAGGUAUAUGUCGUAGUUCGCGUCGUCGACCAACCUUUUCGCGGUGCUGCUGGCUCUGAUAUCGUUAUUAUUAAUUCGAAUUCGACAUUCGCGCUCGUAUCUUAGGCGUACACCUGUGCAGAUUAAUUUCACCUCCGCCAAACUGUGAUCUGUUCGAUUCGAUAUACUGGAUACUCCUCGUAUGUGUAUAGUGAGGUACUACCUCGAUGUGUGUAUGUGCUCGUUGACGCGAUGCGACUACGAUAGCGUUUAUUUCCACCGCUGUUCGAGGUGGUGACUGUUUUUAUCUAUAAUAGCCGAGAAGCGAGCUAAUUUAUCUUACGACGAUUCGCGCGAUGAAAUUUUUUUUCGUCGAUUGUCGCGACUCGAGUCGUUUCACGUGUGAUUUUCGUAUCAAGACGGCGGCGCGGCGUCGACGGCGUUAAAAUUUAGUCACGUCGUCGCUGCAGCGUUAUCGAUGAAUCGCGCGGCUAAUUAAAUAUGUUUUUACGCGCGUGUUUGCGUUCGCUUAAGCUAUUUCCGUUUUCGUUUUGCCUUCCUCCGGUCGUUUCCGUAUUUUUGUAUAUUGCUUAUUCGACCACCACCACCACGACGACCACGAAUAUAUGAAGUGUCGAUUACUCCUAUAUCUGGAUAAAAUAUAAGUACCUGGUGUACGUACGUACUACAAGAGGUAAUCUCACGUGUCACUUGGUCGCCGUCGGGCGUCGAGAAUCAAUCAUGCCGUUAUUUUGGUUCCAAAAUCAAAAGGAAUUUUACGAAAUACUACGAUAACGAUUACCUGCUCAACGUAGUAGGUAACAAGAUAAAGCAACUCGGAAAAAAAAAAGUCAGGGAAAGCCUGUGACCACGAUCCCUGCAGCAAUCUCCGCAACCACGACCACCUCAACUUCGACGACGAGAAAACACCAAAGAGAGAAGAAAAGAAUAGUAAAGAAGUUGUGAAAAGCGAUGCCAUUAUGUGGUCACCAUUUGCUGUUGGCAGUGACCAUAUGCGGUGUUCUGGUCGUCUGUCAAAAACCGUCUUCAGUUUCCAAACGACAUGAUGUCUAUAUAGCCGGAUUCUUUCCAUUUUCUCCGGAACUGCUGCCUGAAACAGCGACUGGUCGCGGAGUGAUGCCGGCCGUCAAGCUGGCCAUAGAACAUAUUAAUGAAAAUUCGGCUGUGUUGAGGAAUUACAGAUUGCAUAUGUGGUGGAAUGAUACGCAGUGUAAUGCAUCUGUAGGCGUGAAAGCUUUCUUCGAUAUGAUGUACGAAGAGCCCCACAAAUUGAUGUUAUUCGGUACAGCAUGCACUCAAGUUACAGAUCCGAUUGCAAAGGCUUCCAAACAUUGGCAUAUAACACAGCUGUCAUACGCCGAUACAGAUCCGAUGUUUACGAGUUCCAGUUUUCCAAAUUUAUUUCGUAUGGUUCCCAGUCAGAAUGCUUUCAACACUCCGCGAAUACGACUGCUGCAGUAUUUUAAUUGGACUCAAGUUGGGACUAUUUACCAGAACGAACCUCGUUUCUCUUUGUCACACAACAAAUUAGUAUCCGAGCUAGAUGCGAUGAAUUACACGGUUUUGGAAACUCAAAGUUUAACUACAAACGUUUCGAUCGCGGUGGAACGAUUGAAAGAAAAAGAUGUCAGAAUUAUUCUGGGGAAUUUCAACGAAUCCUGGGCCAAACGUAUAUUCUGUGAAGCUUACAGAGUUGGAAUGGUUGGCCGAAAAUAUCAGUGGUUGAUAAUGGGAACGUAUGGAGAAAGAUGGUGGGAAAACGAAAGAGAUGCCCCUUGUCCGCCUGUGGAAUUGGCAGCUGCGCUGGAUGGUUGCAUUUUAACCGAUUAUCUGCCUUUGGCUUCGAAUAGAGUGAUAACUAUAUCAGGAAUAACACCCACCGAGUAUCAGCAAGAGUAUGAUUCGAGAAGAGGGGCCGAGUAUUCUAGAUUUCAUGGCUACACAUACGAUGGGAUUUGGACAGCUGCAUUGGCAAUUCAACACGCCGCACAUCGCAUCAGAUCUAUUAAAACCAACGAAACAAUAGUCGAUUUCAGAUACAGGGAUAAAAUUUGGGAGAAAUUGUUCGUAGAAGCUUUGAAAAAUACAAGUUUUGAAGGAGUCACCGGACCAGUACGUUUUUACGAUAACGAAAGAAAAGCCAGCAUUUUACUGAAACAAUUCCAAAGUAACGAAGAAGUCAAAAUAGGCGAGUACAAUGGCCUCACAGAAAUGUUAGAUUUGAGCACAGGGAAUGCUAUCAGAUGGAAAGACGGACGAGGUCCUCCGAAAGACAGGACGUUAUUAGUGUUUGAAAAUUCGCACGUGAAUUUCGGUCUUUAUUUUACUUUGGUGGUGUUUUCGAUUAUUGGAAUCAUAACAGCCACCGUAUUUUUAAUCAUCAAUAUUAAAUAUAGGAAUCAAAGAUACAUAAAAAUGUCCAGUCCUUAUCUGAAUAAUCUGAUCAUCAUCGGAUGCAUUCUAACCUACAUGAGCGUGAUAUUUUUGGGUCUGGAUUCGAGUUUAACCAACGUGCAAACUUUCCCUUACAUAUGUGCGGCCAGAGCGUGGUUAUUGAUGGCUGGAUUUUCAUUGGCUUUCGGCGCCAUGUUCUCAAAAACUUGGCGAGUGCAUUCCAUUUUUACCGAUGUGAAGCUCAAUAAAAAGGUGAUUAAAGACUAUCAACUUUUCAUCGUGGUUGGAGUGUUGUUAGCUUUCGAUGUUGGAAUAAUGACAACGUGGCAAAUAACAGAUCCUUUUUACAGAGCUACCAAAAAUAUGGAAUCUUAUAUCGAUUCCAACAGUGAAGAUAUCCAAAUUAUACCAGUGAAUGAAUACUGCCAAAGUAAUCGAAUGACUUGGUUCGUCGGAUUCAUCUACGCUUAUAAAGGGCUUCUCAUGAUAUUUGGAGCAUUUUUAGCUUGGGAAACGAGACACGUUAGUAUACCAGCGUUGAAUGACUCUAAAUACGUCGGUAUGAGUGUUUACAACGUGGUGCUAAUGUGUGUAAUGGGUGCUGCGAUAUCGUUCGUGCUUACCGACCAGCAAAAUUAUUCUUUCGGAAUAAUAUCGGUUUUUAUACUAUUCUGUUCAACGAUUACCGUCUGUUUGGUAUUUGUUCCCAAGGUUGUCGAGCUGAGAAGAAAUCCUCAAGGUUCGAUAGAUAAACGAAUCAGAGCUACUCUGAGGCCUAUGUCUAAAACUAGGCGAGAAUCUUCCGAACUUGAAGAACACUUCAAACAUGCUAAAACAACCAAUCAAAAAUACCGCAAAUUGUUGCAAGAAAAAGACAACGAACUGCAAAAUUUACUCAGGAAAUUCGACGUCGACGAACAGAAACAAUUACCGUCGAAACUUCACAGCACUCAGGAUGACGUGUCGUCACAUAUCCGUAAAGAAAGUACGAAUCUCGCUGCUGUGCCAUCGGCUACCGAAACGACUGAAUUGAGUUCUGGCUGCUCUCCCAAUUCGUCGGCAGCUGAUAUUGAAACUAUACCGAUGGUCAACGGACAAUCGCACAAAAAAAAGACUACUUUCGCAGCGUGUAAAUACCCUUCGUAUUCGACUGAAGAAACGACGGCCGUCUCGGUCGCUCCGGACGACAAGAAGAACAACGGCGGCGGUGACUUCCCGUCGUUGAACACGUCUUCUCCUCUGUCGUCUUAUUGUAAAAAUUCGCCUCCUUCGAAACCGCAGAGCGUCGGUACCACUAGACGAAGAUCGAGUUUAGCAGCUCAGCCAUCUUCUGCAGCAUCUACGGUUCAAGAACAAGCUCAACCUUCAACACCAUCUCAUCAUAUAAAUGGCUGUAACGCUAGCGGCGAUGGCAGCGGUAGCAUGCGUAGGACUUCGGUUCCGACCAAGCGUAAUUCUCCGGCCUUUGUGCAUCAAGACGAGCUGUGGCUGACGCAAAGGCAGUGUAAAUCGAAAUGUUUGCUCAAUUCUGAUGGUACUUCUCCGUCCGAUGACGAAGCGGAGAAAUCCACCAUCAUGCAAAGAUCAGUAUCAGAAAAAAGUCGCGAUAAAUACGCGCAUUCGCAUUACCGCCACCAUCACCAUCGUUAUCACCAUCAUCACCAAGGAACGCUGCAACAACAGCAACAGCAGCAGCAGCAACAACAACAGCAACAGCAACCAUUCCAUCACCAUCAUCAUCACCAUCACCACCACCACCAUCAACAACAUUCAGCCUCGGUGUCCGAAUGUCAUACGUUGAAAAAACCCACACCGGCUCACGUGCAAAGUACUCCGAACGUCUUAGGCACCGCGCUAUCCGAUGAGAAACUCGUCGACCUCGCCAUUUUACCAAUUUUCCAAAAAUUACUAACCGAACGUAGAGGGGCAGCGAUCGCCUCAUGCCCAAAUAUUGCCAUCAAAUGCGAUAUCGUCGAAUACUUAUAGUAUCAGGCGCCGCUAGCGCUUUCGCGACCACUUCUACAUUGCAUUUUGCAUUUUGCAGCAUUCGCACCCGUCUACUGAAAUAGGUACUAAGUAUGUACUACUCGAGUAAUUGCACAAAAACCACUUCCCCUCCAUUUACGCAUUUCUUCAUUGUGGCCUGUAUCAGGGAUGAGUGCCGCCCACAAGUAAGCGUUUAUACAAUUUGAUACAUUUAGAUAUUUAACUAUGCAGGCUGCAGAUAUUCUCUUCGUAUAAGUUCAUUCGAAUGUAAUAGUAGCAAGAGUGUUUAGGUUCACUCGUAUCAGCUUUUUAGGUACUUGAAGUGAUAUUCUACCUUCAUUGCACGUUGGGGGGGGGGAGUGGAGCACAAAAAGCCUCGAAUUUUCCAAAUCCUUUGGUUUCGAAAUUUUUUUACAAGUUUGUUGUGAGCUUUUUCCUAUUAAAAAAGAGGUUCAAAAAAUUUCAAAAAUUUCGACGAAUUAUAAAUGUAUUUUCCGGGCAAUUUCAAAAAAUUUUAAACCCAAAAUCUGGCCAUGAUAUUUGAGUUUAUUGAAAAAGUGGCAUGUGACGUAUCAAAAUAGUUUAAAAUUUCACGAAAAAUUCAAUUAUUUCGACGAAAAUGUUUUUCGAGCAUUUUUAAGUAAUUUUGAGCCCAAAAUUUGGCCAUAAUUUUCGAGUUAUUUGAAAAGGUGGCAUGCGACCUAUCAAAAAAAUUUCUCGAAAAAUUCAAAUAUUCCGACAAAAAUGUUUUUCGAGGAUUUUUACAAAAAUUUUAAGCUCAAAAUUGGAUCAAGAUUUUUGAAAUUUUUUAAAAUGUGUCACGCAACCUAUCAAAAUCAGAAUAGGUUAAAGUUUUGGAAUAUGUAAAUGAAAAUAUUCUGACAAGAAUGUUUUUUGAGCAUUUUUGAAGAGUUUUGAGCCAGAAAUUGGGACGUGAUUUUUGGGAUUUUCGAUAACGAUGUCAUGCGACCAAUAAAAACGGGUUGAAAUUUUGACAGAAAAUCAAAAUUUUUUAUUAAAAUUUUUUCCGAACAAUAUUGAAGAAUUUUUAGCUUAAAAUUGGGUCAAGAUUUUGGAAUACACUGAAAAAGCGUCAUGCAAUCUACCAAAAUGAGUUGAAAUUUCACGAGAAAUUAUGCUUAGGAACCUUUCUGAGGAAUUUUGAGCAUAAAAUUGGGUAAUGCAGGUUUUUUAGUUUUUAAAAAAAGUGUAAUCCGACCUAUCAAAAUGGCUUAAAACGUUGAUAGGAAAUCAAACAUUCUUAUUAACAUUUUUUUCUGAACAAUUUUGAAGAAUGUUCAGCUCAAAAUUGGAUCAAGAUUUUGGGGUUUAUUGGAAGAACGUCAUGUAACCAAUCAAGAUGGGUUAUAAUUUCACGAAAAAUUGAAAUAUUUCAACUAAGCUGGUUCUGAAUAUUUUUGAAGAAUUUUGAGCCCAAAAUUAGGUCAUGAUUUUUGGAAUUUUUGAAAACUGUGCCAUGUGACCUGUUAAAAUGGGUUAAAUUUUGGUCAGAAAAUCAAAAUUUUUAUUGAAUUUUUUUCUGAACAAGUUGAAGAAUGUUUUGCUCAAAAUUGGGUCAAAAUUUCGAGAUUUUUGAAAAAACGUCAUGUAAUCGACCAAAAUGUGUGGAAAUUUUACGAAAAAUUAAAAUUUCGACGACUAUGAAUGCAGAUUUUUGGGAUUUUUGAAAAGGUGUCAUGCGACCUAUCAAAAUGAAUUAAAAUUUCUCGAGAAAUCAAAAUAUUUCGAUAAAAUUGUUCUUGAGCAUUUUUGAAGAAUUUUGAGCCCAAAAUUGGGUCACAAUUUUGGUGAUUUUUGAAAAAGGUUUCAUACGACCGAUCAAAAUGAGUUAAAAUUGUACGAUUAAUUCGAAUAUUUCGCCGGAAAUGGCUUUUGAACAUUUUCGAAGAAUUUCGUGUUCAAAUUUGGGUCAUGAUUUAGGAUUUUUGAAAAUUCCAUGCCAUGCAUCAAAAUGGUUUAAAAUUUUGCAAGAAAUCCAAAUAUUUGGACGAAAAUGUUUUCUGAAAAUUUUGAAGGAUUUUGAACUCCAAAUUUGAUUUGUGAUUUUCAAUUUGUUUAAAUCAGCGUCUUGCGACCUAUCAAAUUUGGUUAAAAUUUCGGCAAAGAAUCAAAAAUUUCCAUCGGAACUUUUUUUGAGUAAUUUUGGAAAAUUUUGAAAUGAAAAAUUGCCAUAAUUAUGAAGUAUUUUGGAAAAGUGCUAUGUAAUCCUACCAAAAAGGGUUAAAUUUUCAAGAGAAAAUAUCAAACCCAGAAAAUUGGCUCAAUGUUUGGGCUCAAGAUUCUUCAAAAAUACUCAGAACUAUUUGAAUUUCUGCUCAAAUUUCGACGCAUUUUGAUAGGUCGCUUGACACUUUUUUAAAAUUACAAAAAUCAAAACUGAAUCUUGGGUUCAAAAUUUUUUUCAAAAUACAUUUUCUUCGAUAUAAAUUGAAGUUUACUGCAAAAUAUUGACCCAUUUUGAUGGAUUGCAUGACCUUGGGCUCAAAAUUUAUCACUUCAAAACUACUCAAAAAAAGUUUUGAAAACAUUUUUAAUAUUCAGUCCAAAUUUUAACCAAUUUUGAAAGGUUGCCUACCUUCUUCAAAAUAUCCCAAAAAUCGUGACUCCCUCCCUCAUUCUGGUUUCAAAAUUCUUCAAAAAUGCUCGAAACACUUUUUCGUCAGAAUUUUUAAAUUCCUCGUGAAAUUUUGACUCAUUUUGAUAGGUCGCAAAGGCACUUUUCAUUAACUCUACAGCAGUUCAUUUUUACUUAGAAAUUCGACUCCACCCUGCUGUGCAAGCCUCAUAUGGAUCAAUAUUUCACUAUUUUGGAUAUUCACUUUCCGAGUAGAAUAUCGCUUCAAGCCUAUCCUCAUAGAUAGGUACUUCUAGUCAUAGCUUACACCUUACCUACUAUUUGUCAUCGUUAUCGUUGUAGGUACUACACGUAGGUAGCACUACACUACCAAUACCUAGGUAGUAGGUACCUUUUAGUAGGUCCAAGUAUGCAUAGUAUACCACAUUUUAUAAGUAUUUCUCUGUAGAACGUGCCUUCUUCCCGCAGUUGGGCUAACUCUUUUUUGAAAACUUGAAAAAAGUGAACUCACCAACCCAAUUCGAACAAAAAAUAGUUAUUUUUUUUUCAAAACUCAUUUUUCAAUGAUUUUUAUUUUCGUACCUAGCGAACAUUUUUUAUUUUUCGAAUCAUGCUGUAGAUAAAACAUGAUUAUAAAAAAAAAUCGUCAUUAUCACCGCUAGUUUUUUUCUAUUGCAUUAUUUAAAAAUUACAGCCUCGUUGUAUUUAUUAGAAAAAUCGCAAUUCUCACGAAAGAAAUUUUAAAAAAAGCGUGUCAAUUUAGGUAAUUUUAUUAACGAGUAAUGAUUACUGAUAAUAAGUGAUAAGGCACCCAGCGCAAUCUUUUACUUUAAAUAUCGACACACCAAGCGAAAAAAAAAUAUGAAAGAGUAGCGAUUCUUUACUCUUCACUUAAGUACUCUUUUUAAAAAAGAGUCAAUUUCGAGUCGAACUCUGACGUGAGUUGACUCGUAAUGUUUAAGGUUGGUAUAAAAAUGCAGUUUCCAUACUACUGCUGUGUUACCUAUCCACCCACGUAUACUCUUCUAGCAAAAAUACUCGAUUAAAAAUCAUUACGAUAUCGAUGGAUCACUUGGUUACCCCAUCGUUAUUGUUAUUACAUAAGUAUCGAAGAAAGUUGGUUGGUGUGGAUAGGUAGGUGAAUUUUUUGAACUAUAUAGGUACUCAACGUACAUUUAAAAAAAAACGUAGUAGGUUUCGUAUGUAUUUUUCAUACAUUCUUACAAAAAUUUAAUGCAUUUUCCUCUUUCUUUUUUCUUUUUAACGUUUAAUCACACAUUCAAAGGCAUUCGCGUAGUUAUACUUGCAGUUGCAGAAGGCGUAAGUCGCGUCUGUAUUUGAAUGUAGAGUCUGAUCGGAGUUAUAAUUUUAACUUUAAGGUUGUGAAUAUAUCUAAUAGUAAUCAGUUUUUAUAUAGAUUUGUUGUUUGUUAAACUAAAUGUGUUCUAUCGAAGAAAAAGAAAUUUUAUUUUUAUUAAGUAUUAUUAUUAUAAUUAUUAUAUUAUUAAAAUGUAUUACCGGUA
Molecule: messenger RNA, 8960 nt
Organism: Planococcus citri (citrus mealybug)
Lineage: Eukaryota; Metazoa; Arthropoda; Insecta; Hemiptera; Pseudococcidae
Gene: GABA-B-R2
Product: gamma-aminobutyric acid type B receptor subunit 2
Exons: 17
Coding region: 1413-4841 (1142 amino acids)
Biological process (GO): gamma-aminobutyric acid signaling pathway; G protein-coupled receptor signaling pathway
Cellular component (GO): membrane; G protein-coupled receptor heterodimeric complex
Molecular function (GO): G protein-coupled GABA receptor activity
Source: RefSeq, a predicted model, not a curated record